AUGUGGCACUAUGUCUCUACCCAAGGAUGGGCUACAAGCAUGCUUGCACUAGCUACAUGUUUUUCAUGGUUACCUACCAGCAUUGCUACCACCCUUGUCCCUUUUGCUCCCAAGCUUUCAUUCCUUUACACGGCAUUUGUAGAGUGUGAUCCUAAUCUCAUGGAUACCUCUGUUGGACCCCAUGGCAUUCGCAAGUCAAUUCCUAUUGUUGGUGGGAAUUUUAGCGGCCCUCAUCUUUCGGGCAAGAUUCUCGAUGUAGGAGCUGAUUGGGGACUCGUUGAUCCCCAAACCAAUGUCUUUUCCGCUGAUACUCGGUAUAAUUUCCGUACUGACGAUGGUGCCGACAUCUUCCUCCAAACUGCUGGCCCUAAGGCUCCUGAUGGUCAUUUGCAUCUGCGUAUUAUCUUUGAAACUGGAAGUCCUAAGUAUUAUUGGCUGAACAAUGUUGUUGCUAUUGGCAUUCUGACAUCGAAUCUGCCAACUAACAAAAAUAUAAGCUUGUUGCGGAUUGAUGCCUGGAAUUUUGCGUCCGAUUGGAAUUCCACUCAAUUCAUGAAUGCCACUUUUGCGUGA
Messenger RNA from Penicillium canescens, 573 nucleotides. RefSeq names its product DUF3237 domain-containing protein. Bases 1 to 573 code for a protein of 190 amino acids. The record is from RefSeq and is a predicted model, not a curated record. The transcript is spliced from 4 exons. NCBI's taxonomy places the organism in Eukaryota, Fungi, Ascomycota, Eurotiomycetes, Eurotiales, Aspergillaceae.